Amphibalanus amphitrite is the source of this 1698-nucleotide messenger RNA. RefSeq lists its product as uncharacterized. NCBI's taxonomy places the organism in Eukaryota, Metazoa, Arthropoda, Thecostraca, Balanomorpha, Balanidae. The record is from RefSeq and is a predicted model, not a curated record. The transcript is spliced from 5 exons. The coding region runs from base 463 to 1323 and encodes 286 amino acids.
CUGCCCGCCAGCAGGUCAGGGCGGACCUAGUUUGGCGUGUUCCGGUCACGCGGGAACGUCGAGCGACCACCGCUCGUAACUGGCUGCUGGCGCUGAGCGGUACCGGAGAGCGCUGGAUGGGGGCUCAUCCCGGGACGCCAGGUCACCGUCAGACCACAUCCCGGGACGCCAGUCACCGUCAGACCCUACCAGCACAGGUCAACUGAGCGGUCGUCGUCCCAGGUCAACUGAGCGGUCGUCACCCCAGGUCAACUGAGCGGUCGUCACCCCAGGUCAACAGAGCGGUCGUCACCCCAGGUCAACUGAACGGUCGUCACUCCAGGUCAACAGGCGGUCGUCACCCCAGGUCAUCUGAGUGGUCGGUCCAGGUCAUCUGAGCGGUCGGUCCAGGUCAGCUGGGUGGUCGGUCCAGGUCAGCUGAGUGGUCGGUCCAGGUCAGCUGGGCGGCGCAGUUCUGCCGGUAUGUCCGGUGAUUCACUGACCGCGCGGCGCGGAGCUGCCGGCUACUGGCGGCUGACCGGGCGGGCGACCACUUCCCAGCCGGCACAGCGCGCCGGCCGCCGACCCGCGCCACGUGACCGGCCGCAGCGGCCACGGCGCCGCUCACGUGACCGGCCGCAGCGGCCCGUUACAGCCGGACGGCCGAGCGGGUCGACGAGUCGGCGGCGGCGACGGUGCGCAGUCAGUCGACGACCGACGCCAGAACGGACCACAGUGAAUCGCACAAGUAUGGCAGGCCUGCCUGCGUUUGAAGUGGGUUCCGCCGCGGCGACGGCGGCGUCGGCGACGACGGCCUCUGGCCUGGCGGCGGUGGAGCCGUCCGUGGACUCUGUCACCACACUCUCCGUGCUGCUGAUGAUGGCCUACAUGGCCCGGGCGACGUUCCCCAACUUCUUCAAGUCGCUGCUGGACGAGCGGCUGCUGGCGAUGGCCGGUCUCACCACGCCCAACAGCACGACUGCACAGAAGUCGCGCGUCGAGGAGGAGGACGAGUGGUGGCACUUCCCGAUCCACCUGCUGGCGCUGUGGCAGAUGCGCCACCAGCCGCACCAGCAGGCCUGCGCGCGCCGGCUCGUCUGCGACCACGUCACCGCCGGAACGCCCGACCCCUUCUUCGACUUCGCCAUCGGCGGCGUGGCCUACAUGAUGGGCGCCAGCGGCUCGCUCUCCAUGGUCGACAAGCUGCAGUCGCUCGAGAACGAGGUGGUCGACUGCGAGAGGCUCGUGCCAGAGUGCGAGGGGCCCAAGCUGCGCGAGGCCAUGAGCCUGGGCACCACCAUUCAGAAGUUCUCGGCCAUGGUGGCGGAGUGGCUGGGCUGGUAGCCGGCCGCCGAGCGUCUGCGUCUGUGUGUGUGUCUGUGUGUGUGCUGACUGCUGCUCGUUUGUGCUGAGCUGUGCGCGUCCGCUGUGGCGUUCGUGAAGAGACAUUGAUCGUGGGGCAUUGAUUUACACUGGAGACCAGCGGAGGGUCGGCACGGUUUGUGCUUUCGUCUAUUUAUAUUUGUUACGUGGAGUCUGUUGUGGCGAUCCGGAGAGGACGGUGCGCUGUAAGGACCGAGGACGCUUCAGGACAGAGUACUGUCCACCGUCGGCUAUUUAUUGACGGUUUUUCGUAAGCACCGCUGGGGUACAAUGCUGUUUUAUUGAGACCCUCGGACCCGCCGAGAACUCGAGGUUAAAUAAAACGUUUUCGUAUUA